GUUUCCAGGCACAGGAUUUCCUCAUUCUCUUCUGCCUGCAGCUCUGCCAUUAGCUGUCGUCUCAGCAGCCAGCCAGAGCAAUGGGAAACCGGGAGUCCCAUCUCUACGAACAGCCUCCCCAGAGACUGGGUGAGUUUAUCCAGGACAACCUGAGGCCCUUUGAAGACUGUCAGAAACAGAUCGACCAGACUGUGGACACCAUCUGUGCAGUCCUUCAGGAAGCUGAGCAGUUCCCCCUGGUGACCGGUGUGGCCAAAGGUGGCUCCUAUGGCCGGAGAACGGUCUUGAGGGGCAACUCCGAUGGUACCCUCGUCAUCUUCAUCGGUGGCUUUGAACAAUUCCAGGAUCAGAAGAAAAACCAACAUGACCUCCUCAGCAAAAUCUGGGCACAGUUGGAACUCUGUGAGCUCACAAUGAAGCUGGCAGCCAAGAUGGAGACCCAGAGCAUCAAUGGCAAGCUCACCAUCCAGCUGUCCACAAAACAGCAGAGCAUCACUUUUGAGUUGCUGCCCGCCUUCAACGCUCUGGGCUUAAGUGAGAAGCCCAGCCUCUGCAUCUAUCGAGAGCUCAAAAGAUCCUUGGAUAUGGUGAAAGCCAGACCCGGUGAGUUCUCAAUCUGCUUCACUGAACUCCAGGAGAAGUUUUUUAGCAACCAUCCCAGCAAGCUGAAGGAUUUGAUCCUCUUGGUAAAGUACUGGUGUCAAAAGUGCCAGGAAAAGCUGGAGGAUCCAUCCCCGCUGCCUCUGUAUGCGCUAGAGCUGCUUACGGUCUAUGCCUGGGAACAGGGGUGUGGAGCAGAAGGCUUUGACAUAGCUGAAGGCAUUAGGACUGUUCUGGAGCUUAUCGGGAAGCAGGAGCAGCUGUGUGUCUAUUGGACAGUCAACUACAACUUUGAGGAUAACACCGUCCGCAACAUCCUGCUGGGCCACCUCCGAUCCCCGAGGCCAGUAAUCUUGGAUCCAACUGACCCAACCAGUAAUGUGAGCAAAGAUAAAGCCUGCUGGCAGCUGCUAAAACAAGAAGCGCAAAUCUGGUUAUCUAGGCUGAACGAGUCACCUGGACUGUCCUGGAAUGUUCUGCCUGCACCGCUCUACGUGACCCCAGGCCAUCUUCUAGACAAGUUCAUCAAGGACUUUCUCCAGCCCAACAGGACUUUCCUUGAUCAGAUCAAGAAAGCUGUUGACGUCAUCUGUAAGUUCCUUAAAGAAAAUUGCUUUCGACAUUCGACUACAAAGUGUCAGAAGAUUGUCAAGGGGGGGUCAACCGCCAAAGGCACGGCUCUGAAGAGUGGCUCCGAUGCCGACCUUGUUGUGUUCGUGGACUCGCUGAAAAGCUACACCUCCCAGAAAAAUGAGAGAUGCAACAUCAUCAAGGAAAUCCAUAAGCAACUGGAAGCCUGUCAGCAGGAGAAGGAUUUUGAAGUGAAGUUUGAGAUUUCAAAAUGGAAGGCUCCCCGGGUGCUGAGCUUCACUCUGAAAUCCAAAGUCCUCAACGAAAGUGUUGACUUUGAUGUGCUGCCUGCAUUUAAUGCCCUAGGUGAACUGAAGUCUGGCUCUACACCCAGCCCCAGGAUCUAUGCUGACCUCAUCUCUUUGCAUAAAUCCUCAGACGCCCUGGGGGGGGAAUUUUCUACCUGUUUCACGGAGCUACAGCGCAAUUUCGUUUGCUCCCGGCCCACCAAACUGAAGGAUUUAAUUCGCCUGGUGAAGCACUGGUACAAAUUGUGUGGAAGCAAACUGAAGCAGAAGGGGUCUCUGCCCCCCAAAUAUGCCUUGGAGCUGCUCACCAUCUAUGCCUGGGAGCAGGGGAGUGGGGCGCAGGAUUUUGACACGGCUGAAGGUUUCCGGACGGUCCUGGAGCUGGUCACAAAAUAUCGGCAUCUCUGUGUCUUCUGGAUGGUCAACUACAGCUUUGAUGAUGAGACUGUGAGGAACUUCCUCCUGACCCAGAUCCAGAGAUCCAGGCCUGUGAUCUUGGACCCAGCUGAUCCUACUGGCGACGUGGGUGGAGGGGACCGUUGGUGUUGGCAUCUUCUAGCAGAAGAAGCUACUGAAUGGUUGUCAUCUCUCUGUUUCAAAGAUGGGUUGGAUUGUCCCAUACAAUCGUGGAAAGUGCCAACAAUGCAGUCACCAGGAAGUUGCGGAGCAGGGAUACAUUCUAUUGUCAGUGAGAUGCACUUAUUCAGAACGUGUAGAUACCUGGAAUAAUAAUGCUGGAAGAAACUUCUAGAGACCACCAGAUGACUCGUAUGAUUAGAAAUUUGGCUUAUGACUAAGGCACGAAGCUGUUUUCUAGGAAAAGUUAUUAUCAUCGUCAAUGGGUCAGCCCACAAAGGUAAUUUGUCCUCUCAAACACUGACUGAAGCACGACGCCCCCUCUGCCCUCUCUGUUCGGCAGAAGAGGAGAGCGGAAAUCCCACCAUGUGCUUUAUACCAUGACUGGCUGCAUUCAGGCCCCUUGAGGAGGCGGUUCUGAGGAGCUAAUCUCUGGUCCUCUUCUUUCUCUGUAAUCUCAUCUGAACAAUUUAAUGCACAUCCAUGGCCUCCCCCACCCCUGACAGGCAAUUGCUUUUAAAGAAUCGGUUCACUGUGUGAAAGAGUAGCCCAUUCUUCCCUUGACGGUCCCCACUACUCCUUCCCUCGCUUCUCCAACUCCUCUUGAAAUCAAGACCUCCAUGUCCUUCGUAAAGUCUCACCUCGCCUUGCUGAAGUCUUGUUCCAUGUGUGACCUCCGUUAUUAAAAACAUUUGCUCUCGUCCAGGCUUAUGUGCACUGUAUUUGUCAACCAUUCUGUACUUUCCCAAUUACUAACUCCUUCCUUUGCCUUCAAGUGUUAGAAGAGGGCUCUUUUCCCAAAGUGAAGCCCUUCACCUGCCCCUUUGUUCCCGUAAUUCCAUGAUCUUGCUCUCAUACUCCUCCACCCCACCCGCCACCUGUCUCUUUUCCUCUGUACCCAAAACCCUGUCUGCCCCUGCCGAGCAGAGGUCUCUGAAACCAGUAAUGAGCUGGCCUCUUCUUACACCUGCAAACUCUCCAAAGGCUUGGCUUAUAACUGUUGAGAUAGAUGAUAGAUAGAUAGAUAGAUAGAUAUCAGCAGUUGUUUUAUAUAUACAUAAAAUAUACUAUACAUGUAUAUAUAUAACUGUUGUCAUUUCCUUCUGAGCCAACCUUUUCUCCCCCAUCCAUGAGUAUCUUCUUGCCAAAUCUAAAGGCUUUAUCCUCUGGCUUUAGCUUCCAAGAUACUUGAAGAUCUAAGUGCUUUAACCUCAUAUAUCCACUUAACGUUUCAUUACUGCCACAUACACCAACUUGCUUGUCAUAUAAGAAAGAAUAGGUCUGGUCUUUUCCCCAGUUCCAAGCUUCAAAAAACCCUUGGAAUUUCCAGAUAGGGUGUAUUUUGUAUUCAUAAGGAGCCUCUUUCAACCCUCCCUGAGUUACGCUAACGAGGUGUGUGUCCUUAGAUAGUUUCAAAGGAUGGGCUGGCCAUGCCAGAAAUGCCAAGUGUGUGAUGAGAGGGUUGAAACUUUCAGCCCCACCCCCUCCCCCAACCUUCCAAGAGAACAGGAGGGCUGGAGAUUGAAUCCAAGCACAUGGCUAGUGAUUUAAUCAAUCGUGCCUUUGUAAUGAAACCCUAAUAAAAACUCUGGACAACAA
Molecule: messenger RNA, 3653 nt
Organism: Mesoplodon densirostris (Blainville's beaked whale)
Lineage: Eukaryota; Metazoa; Chordata; Mammalia; Artiodactyla; Ziphiidae
Gene: OAS2
Product: 2'-5'-oligoadenylate synthetase 2
Exons: 12
Coding region: 81-2207 (708 amino acids)
Biological process (GO): defense response to virus; regulation of ribonuclease activity; negative regulation of viral genome replication
Cellular component (GO): nucleoplasm; membrane; cytosol
Molecular function (GO): 2'-5'-oligoadenylate synthetase activity; double-stranded RNA binding
Source: RefSeq, a predicted model, not a curated record